Molecule: messenger RNA, 6387 nt
Organism: Echinops telfairi (small Madagascar hedgehog)
Lineage: Eukaryota; Metazoa; Chordata; Mammalia; Afrosoricida; Tenrecidae
Gene: SDK1
Product: sidekick cell adhesion molecule 1
Exons: 44
Coding region: 1-6177 (2058 amino acids)
Molecular function (GO): protein binding
Source: RefSeq, a predicted model, not a curated record
AUGUCGCAAAGCAGCCGGACAAGAUCCACCUUGGUGUCCAUUGCAAAGAAAGGUGACGUGGCCCCCUAUUUUAAGACGGAGCCCGGGCUGCCGCAGACCCACCUGGAAGGGAACCGCCUUGUGCUCACCUGCCUGGCGGAGGGGAGCUGGCCUCUGGAGUUCAAGUGGAUACGGAACGACAGGGACCUCACCGCCUACACCAGCGAAUACAAGUACAUCAUCCCGUCUCUGCAGAGGCUCGACACCGGCUUUUACCGCUGCGUGGUGCGAAACAGAAUGGGAGCCCUGCUGCGGAGGCGAUCUGAGGUCCAGGUUGCAUACAUGGGGAGUUUCACGGAGACAGAGCAGAGGGAGACGGUGUCUACCGGCCGUGCAGCUGUGCUGAACCUAGCACCCAUCGCCAGCCACCCUGCACCCCAGGUGACUUGGUUUCGUGAAGGACAGAAGAUCAUUCCGAGCAGCAGGAUCGCCAUCACUCUGGAGAACCAGCUGGUGAUCCUGUCCACAGGGCCGGGUGACGCCGGCUCGUACUACGUCCAGGCGGUCAACGAGCGGAGCGGGGAGAACAAGACGAGCCCUUUCACCCACCUGAGCGUGGCCAGAGGGACGGGCACCCCGGACCCCACAGACCCCGCCAUUGUGAUCCCUCCCAGAAACAGGAGUGUGGUGGCUGGAACCAGCGAGGUGACCUUGGAGUGCAUCGCCAACGCCAGGUCGGUGGACGAGCUGAGGGUGUCUUGGAGGAGAAAUGGAGCGAGGGUCAGCAGCGGGGUGCACACCUUCGGGAGGCGUCUCACCAUCAGCAACCCCACGUCGGCCGACAGCGGGAUGUACGUCUGCGAGGCCGCACUGAGGGGCAGCGCCUCCCAGCCGGCCCGAGCCACUGCCUUCCUCUCCCUCAUAGGGGCCCCCCUGCCCACCCUGCAGUGGUACAAGGACGCCGUCUCCCUCAGCCAGCUCCCGAACCCCCGCUACAAGGUGCUCCCCAGUGGGGGCCUGCGAAUACAGAAGCUGCUUCCGGAAGACUCCGGAAUCUUCCAGUGUUUCGCCAGGAAUGCAGGCGGGGAGGUCCAGACCCACACCUACCUGGACGUGACCAAUAUCGCCCCCACAUUCACGGGGCGCCCAGCUGACACCACGGUGACAGACGGCACAGUGGCCAUCCUCACGUGUGCAGUAUCGGGAGCCCCCAAGCCCGCCAUCACCUGGAAGAAAGGGACCCAGGUUCUGGCCAGCGGCUCUGUCCGGCUCCCCAGAUUCAUGCUCCUGGAGUCUGGGGGUCUGCAGAUAAGCCCCGUCUUCGUGCAGGACGCCGGGAACUACACCUGCUACGCUGUCAACACCGAGGGGGCACUGGACGCCUCGGCUGUUCUCACCGUGUGGAACCGGACAUCCAUCGUCCGCCCUCCCGAGAAUGGCAUGGUCAUCAAGGGGACCACGGCCACGCUGCAGUGCGGAGCCACCCACGACCCCAGGAUUUCCGUCCGCUACGUGUGGUGGAAGGACAACGUGCUCAUCAGCCCUUCGGGCAGCUCCAGAAUCCUGCUGGCGCGGGACGGCUCUCUCCUCAUCAGCCAGACGUGGUCGGGAGACAUCGGGGACUACACCUGCGAGAUCGUGUCCCAGGGCGGGAACGACUCCCGGACGGCCCGCCUGGAAGUGAUUGAGCUGCCUCAUCCGCCGCAGAACCUCCUGGCCAGCCUGACGGAGUCCCUGAGCCCCUCGGUGACGCUGUCCUGGGUGCGGCCCUUUGAUGGGAACAGCCCUGUCCUGUUCUACAUUGUGGAGAUCUCGGAAAACAACUCUCCGUGGAAAGUCCACCUGCCCAACGUUGGCCCCGAGAAGACAGCGGUCACCGUGAGUGGCCUGACCCCGGCCCGCACCUACCAGUUCCGAGUGUGUGCAGUCAACCAAGUGGGCAAGGGCCAGUACAGCGCCGAGACCAGCAGGCUGAUGCUGCCGGAAGAGCCACCCAGCGCCCCGCCGAAGAACAUUGUGGCCAGCGGGCGGACGAACCAGUCCAUCAUGGUGCAGUGGCAGCCACCCCCUGAGACGGAGCACAAUGGGGUGCUGAGAGGAUACAUCCUCAGGUACCGCCUGGCCGGGCUCCCUGGGGAGUACCAGCAGAGGGACAUCAGCAGCCCGGAGGUGAACUACUGCCUGGUGAGGGACCUGAUCAUCUGGACGCAGUACGAGAUCCAGGUGGCCGCCUACAACAGCGCGGGCCUGGGCGUGUUCAGCCGGGCCGUGACCGAGUACACCCUGCAGGGAGUGCCCACAGCGCCCCCACAGCACGUGCAGACGGAAGCGGUCAACUCCACCACAGUCCGGUUCCUGUGGAACCCGCCCCCUCAGCAGUUCAUCAACGGCAUCAACCAGGGAUAUAAGCUCCUAGCCUGGCCGGCAGACGUCCCCGAGGAUGUCACCGUUGUCACCAUUGCCCCGGAUUUCCACGGCAUCCACCAUGGGUACAUCACCAGCCUGAGGAAGUUCACCGCCUACUUCACAUGCGUCCUGUGCUUCACCACCCCGGGAGACGGGCCUCCAAGCACACCGCAGCUCAUCUGGACUCACGAGGACAGGCCGGGCGCUGUGGGCCAUCUGAGCUUCACCGAGAUCCUGGACACGUCCCUCAAGGUCAGCUGGCAGGAGCCCCUGGAGAAGAAUGGCGUCAUCACAGGCUACCAGCUCUCCUGGGAGGUGUAUGGGAGCAACCAGUCCCGACUGACGCAGGCCCUCAACAGCUCCACCCACGAGUACAAGAUCACCGGGCUGUCCUCCCUCACCACCUACACCAUCGAGGUGGCUGCCGUCACCGCUGUGGGCACUGGACUGGCCACCUCGUCCACCAUCUCCUCGGGCGUCCCCCCAGAGCUUCCCGGCGCCCCCUCCAACCUGGUCAUCUCCAACAUCAGCCCACGCUCGGCCACCCUCCAGUUCCGGCCCGGCUAUGACGGGAAGACGGCCAUCUCCAGGUGGAUCGUAGAGGGACAGGUCGGGGCCAUUGGCGACGAGGAGGAGUGGGUCAGCCUGUACGAGGAAGAGAAUGAGCCUGACGCCCAGACGCUGGAGAUCCCGAACCUCACGCCCUACACUCACUACAGAUUCCGGAUGCAGCAAGUGAACGUGGUGGGCCCGAGCCCAUUCAGCCAGUCGUCCAGGGUCAUCCAGACGCUGCAGGCCCCGCCGGACGUGGCGCCGGCCAGCCUCACCGUCCGCACAGCGAGCGAGACCAGCCUGUGGCUGCGCUGGGUGCCCCUGCCGGACUCCCAGUACAAUGGGAACCCUGAGUCAGUGGGCUACAGGGUCAAGUACUGGCGCCCGGACCUCCCGGCGCAGGCGCUGGCCCAAACCAUUCACGACCGGCUGGAGCGGGAGUUCACAGUGGAGGGCCUGGAGGAGUGGACGGAGUACGACGUGCAGGUGCAGGUCUUCAACGCCAUCGGUGCCGGGCCCUGGAGCGAGGUGGUACGGGGCCGCACUAGGGAGUCAGUGCCGUCUGCUGCUCCCGGGAAUGUGUCCGCCGAGGCCGUCAGCUCCACACAGAUCCUCCUGACCUGGGCUUCUGUGCCCGAACCGGACCAGAACGGACUCAUUUUGGGCUACAAGUGUGGCUUCUGGGAUGUGGAAAGGAGAUGGGCAGGACUCAAAGACAGUGGUGCCCAAGGACCCCCGGUGAGACUUGUCUUCCCGGAAGUGCGGUUGACGUCAGUCCGCAUCGUGUGGCAGCCCCCAGAGGAGCCCAAUGGCAUAAUUCUGGGUUACCAGAUUGCCUACCGCCUGGCCACCAGCAGCCCCAACACCUUCACCACCGUGGAGGUCGGCGCCACCGUGCGCCAGUUCACGGCCACCGAGCUGGCCCCUGAGGCCGCCUACAUCUUCCGGCUGUCGGCCAAGACCCGGCAGGGCUGGGGGGCCCCACUGGAAGCAACCGUCAUCACCACGGAGACGAGAGAGCGGCCGGCGCCACCCCGGCAGCUCCUGGUGCCCCAGGCAGAAGUGUCUGCCCGCAGCCUGCAGCUCCAGUGGACCCCGGGCAGUGACGGCGCGUCCCCCAUCCGCUACUUCACCGUGCAGGUGCGAGAACUGCCGGCUGGAGCCUGGCUCACCUACUCCUCAUCCAUCAGCCACGAGGCCACCACCUGCAUUAUUUCCAGGCUGAGGCCCUUCACCUCCUACAAACUGCGCCUGAAGGCCACCAACGACAUUGGGGACAGUGACUUCAGCGUGGAGACAGACGCUGUGACCACUCUGCAGGACGUUCCAGGAGAGCCCCCCAGCCUGGUCUCGGUGACCCCACACACCACAUCCUCAGUGCUGAUCCAGUGGCAGGCCCCUCGGGACGAGAGUCUGAAUGGCCUGCUGGUGGGCUACCGCAUCUACUAUCGGGAGCUGGAGGCCCAGGUGGGGGCCGAGGCUGGGCCGCUGAAGAAUCCGGCGGCCCUGCGAGCUGAGCUCACAGCUCAUGGCAGCUUCAAGAUGGUCAACAGCAGCUCCACGCUCACCACCUACGAGUUAGCACAUCUGAAGAAAUACCGGCGCUACGAGGUGAUCCUGACCGCCUACAACAUCAUUGGCGAGAGCCCAGCCAGCUCCCCCGUGGAGGUCUUCGUGGGAGAGGCGGCCCCAGCGAUGCCCCCCCAGAGUGUGCGUGUGAACCCCCUUACAGCCAGCCAGCUGGAGGUCACGUGGGACCCACCACCCGCUGAGAGCCAGAACGGGAACAUCCAGGGCUACAAGAUCUAUUACUGGGAGGCAAGCAGUCAAAAUGAGACGGAGAAGAUGAGAGUCCUGUUCCUCCCUGAGACGGCCGUGAAGCUCAAGAACCUGACAAGCCACACCCAGUACCUGGUCAGCAUCUCCGCCUUCAAUGCCGCCGGAGACGGGCCCAGCAGUGAGCCCCGGCCAGGCCGGACACAGCAGGCGGCUCCGGGUGCCCCCAGCUUCCUGAUCUUCUCAGAAAUCACCUCCACCACUCUCAACGUGUCCUGGGGUGAGCCGGCCGCUGCCAACGGUAUCCUGCAAGGCUACCGGGUGGUGUACGAGCCCCUGGCACCUGUCCAAGGGGUGAGCAAGGUGGUGACAGUGGACAUUAAGGGGAACUGGCAGCGCUGGCUGAAGGUGCGGGACCUCACCAAGGGAGUGACCUACUUCUUCCGCGUCCAAGCACGGACCAUCACCUACGGACCCCCCAUACAGGGCAACGUCACCGCAGGGCCUGCGGAUGGCUCCCCAGGCUCCCCCAGAGAUGUCGUGGUCACCAAGUCCUCCUCUGAGCUGACCCUGCAGUGGACGGAGGGGAAACCAGGCAGCACCCCCACCAGGGGCUUCCUCAUAGAAGCCAGGCCAUCAGAUGAAGGCUUGUGGGACACGUUUGUGAAGGACAUCCCGCGAAGCGCCACGUCCUACACCGUCCGCCUGGACGCACUCAGGCACGGCGUGUCCUAUGAGUUCCGAGUGGUGGCCGUGAACGCCGUGGGCUACGGGGAAGCCAGCAGCCCCUCCGCCACUGUGUCAGCGCAAGUGGAGGCCCCGUUCUACGGAGAGUGGUGGUUCCUGCUGGUGGUGGCGCUGGCCAGCCUGAUCAUCGUCCUGCUGGCCGUCUUCGCGCUGGUCCUGCACGGGCAGAGCAAGAAAUACAAGAACAGCAACUCAGGUAAGAACGUGGCCAACAUGGAGGAGACUGUGACCCUGGACAAUGGCGGGUUUGCUGCCCUGGAGCUCAGCAGCCGUCACCUCAGCGUCAAGGGCACCUUCUCCAAGAAGAACGGGACCAGGUCCCCUCCCCGGCCCAGCCCCGGUGGGCUGCACUACUCGGACGAAGACAUCUGCAACAAGUACAAUGGGACCGCGCUGACCGAGGGCCUGAAUGUCAAGGAGAAGUCGGUGGACGCGUCUGAGUCCGAGGCCACCGACUCAGACUACGAGGAUGAGCACCCCAAACAUUCCUUCGUCAACCACUACAUGAGCGACCCCACCUACUACAACUCCUGGAAGCGCCGGCCCCCCGGCGGCAAGGCCCUGGCGCCCUACCGCUAUGAGGAGUGUGCAGGGGGCGAGCCGGGACCCCGCUUCCAGACAGUGGUCACCACGCAGAGCUCUGGCGGCGUCUACACGCCUGCGGGCCCCCAGCCCGGCGCCCGCACCCCACUCACCGGCUUCUCCUCCUUCGUGUGACCGCUGGCCGCCGGACACACACGGACUUUCCUUUCCUUUUAAGACAAGCGACUCUGAGCCCGGCGCGGAAGUUUCUGUUGGCAACAAGCGGAGAAAGAAAGAGGGAGGGUGGGGGGUUCUAAGAAGGGUGCCUCGAAGGACUUGUCUGUUUCCAUUUCCUUAGGAGGGUUUUUUUAAUGGCUUUUUGUAACAGCGUUGCUGCGGCAAGCA